AUGGAAGAACUUGAUGACACGACAUCAGAAACAACAAAACCUAAUUAUCUCGCUUUACUUCAAGAAAUUAAUAAACUUUCAAGUUUAUCAACUAAUUUGAAUGGCAUGAAUAUCACUGAAAUAGAGACAAUCUUCAACAAUAUGACUGAGAAUAUCGAUCGAAUAUUGGAUCAAAUGAUUUUUAAAAAAAGUUCAAUGUUUCUCAUUACAACAUUAAACAUAAUUGUACGCAUCUCUACUAUCGAUGGAUCUGAUUUAUUUAUAUCACGACAACCUUUUCAGUCAAUGUUUGAAAAAUUGAAUCAUUUGAUUGAGUGUAUUCGUUAUGAAAAAGAUUAUUCUCCAGUGAUUGCCACUGAUAUUUUGGAUGCAAUGCUUCUGAACCUUGUAAAAGAUGAUUUUAUUGAAAUUUGCUUUCGACGGCUUCUUUCAAAUGAAACAGUAACAAUUGAAGAUUCUGUUGAAACCAAUGAAGAAUCUUCACAAGAAAAAAGCAUUGAAUUUCACGAUAUCGUGGGACAAUACCUAUUCCAUGCUCGCCAAUUUGCUGUCAAAGCAGUUAUUCGGUCGAAAUUUAUUAAUAACUGUCUAACAAACACAAAUGAACAUGUUUCUUUGCGUAUACUACCUGUAGCAAAUUCUGUCUUAACUCUAUUAUGUACUCUGACCGAUAAACUUACAAUAAUUUCUAUAUUUAUUGAUGCUGGUUAUACUCAAAAAACUAUCCAGUGGAUUCGUACAGAUAAAUUUGCGUCUCUUAUUAGUGAUAUUGGCGGUUCAAUAGUUAACAUUGUUUACAAUUUGACGAGAGACAAGACAGCUUUAAAACAGCUUCGUACAGAAAAAGCGUUCGACAUUUUGAUGGAACUUAAGCAAUCAAUUCAUAAUGAAAACGAUAGCUGGUUGACACUAACUUAUGGUUGGGCAUUAAUCGCACUAGCUACUAGUGAUGAACAAUCAGAAGAAAAUAAAAAACUUAUUCUUGAUACCAGCGAAAAUUUAUACCGAUUAUGUAAUGAAACUGAUCAAAAAGAUGACUUAUCAUCUGAUGGAUAUCAUUUAUCGGAACUGUUGGAAUUAUUAGAUCGUGCUUUCACAAACACAUAUGUAAUCAAACAUAUUUUGGAGGAUAAGAUCAAUGAAAAAUCAACAGCAAUACAAUACUUUACAGAACUUUUUUUAUCCCUUUACGGAGCUCUGCUAGAUCCAGAACCAGAUGAACUUGAAAAACGUGCUGUCAAAUAUUUACUUAGAAUUCUACUACAGAUUUCCAGUUAUCCAGAAUAUCUCAAACAAUUAAUUGAUAAUCAUCAGUUUUGUAUAAUCAUAGAAAGUCUUGCUAAUCGUCGAAAAUGCGAUGAUGCAAAGCGUAUUUGGUGUAAUAUUCAGCAAAUAAUGUCAACAAACGAACAAAAAAAAGAAAGGUCAUCGAAAAUCUACAUUAGCUAUGAUCGUACCGACGAAGAGUUUUGUAAAGAAUUUGUAAAAGAGUUGCGUAAGAGAAUGACGAUACCAAUUUGGGUUGACUAUGAAAAUGUUGACCUGUCUGAUGAUAUGUGGGAAUAUGUAUCUCCAAAUAUUAUAUCAGCAACAGUGGUUAUUACCUUGGUAUCAACAGCCUAUGGUGAAAGUACUGAUAAAUUUCAAGAAUUAUCUUACAUCAUUUCUACUAAUAAAUCAAGAGAUGAAAAGAAAGGCUUAAUCGUAGUCGCAACUGAACCUAAUUUCAAUUUCAACCGAUCUUGGAUGAAAGAUCUGUUACAUGACAAGACUAUGGUUUCCUAUGAAAAUAAUAUUGAUCAUAUGGUUUGGAACGUAUGUGAACAGAUUGGUGUGUUGAAGAAACCGCGAAUGAAAUGCCUAAGUUGGCUAUUCAAAAAUGGGCGGAGAAAAACAGCUCAAUCCAACGAUUUUUCAGCCAAAACUUUGAAAUUGAUUCCAGGAAAUGAUCAAGUCUAUUCUCAAAAAGAAUCCUCACAAGUGAACGGCAGUACCGAUAUUUUACUUGCAUCAGAAACACAUAGCUCACAGUCCAUUGUUACUGGACUAAUAACGCAAACUGGAUCUGUCAGUGGUUCAACCUGGGUAUGA
Molecule: messenger RNA, 2091 nt
Organism: Adineta steineri
Lineage: Eukaryota; Metazoa; Rotifera; Eurotatoria; Adinetida; Adinetidae
Source: the annotation of a GenBank genome assembly